AAAAAAAAACAAACAAACGAGGUUAUGCAUAUUCUAUUUUGUACUUUUUAAUUGAAAAAAUAGAUAAAUGAAGAUACACGUCUACGAAAAGGAAAGACUAUUCCAAAAACUAUCCUGACUAGGAAUUUUCCUUUUUACUAUUUUGCUGUAAAUAUGGGAGUUUUUCAAGCUUCUCUUCGGGUAGCAACCACACAAAUAGAGCCAAAAAAAGUUAGCUUGAGAGAGAGAAAGGUAGAAGACGACUGAGAAGCGAUGGGGUCUAUGGGUGAGGGUAAGCUUGAGUCACUCAAAAACUUAUGUACGAAAAUCACUGAGAAACUUGGUCCCCGGGGAAUGGAAACGUUACGUUCCUUGUUUGAAAAUUUUAAUAACUACAGAACCGAACAUACCGAGUUCCGCAACUCUAUUCAACUUUUGUUCGACAAUCAUGCAAAGACACAACAACACCAUGUUGAUACCGAACUUGAAGACGGUGAAACCCGAGAAUACCAUGCUUUUGCUGUUAGCGCUAAAGUAGAUGAUAGCUUAAAAGAGUAUCCUAUUCAUCAUGGUAAUAUAAAGAUAGGAGGAGCCCAUGUUGGAACUAGGUCUAAAGUUGAUGAGAGCACUGAAAAUUAUUUUACUCAUCAUGGUAACCUAAGGAUUAGAGCCGAUGUUGGACUAAGGGUUAAAGUAGAUGAAAACCCUAGAGUAGAUGUUUCUGAGGAGCGAGAGUCUGAGAAACACGCUACCAGUGGGCUCUUGAAGAUGAACUUGGAGAGAAAUAAUGGAAGCAACUUGCACUCUGAUGAACAGAUUGGGAGGAGUCUGAUGAAGAAACGUAGAACGUAUAUGCGGUUAAACAGAGAGACACCGAACUAUAAGCUUAUCCCCGAGGAAGAACAGUGUCCUGUCAAGUACGAGGUGCUGAACAACAAAGUCUCCCUGGUGAAAUUUGAUGCUUGCGGACAUAAAAACCUAACUGAGUACGAAAAAGCAAUGGCGAAAUGUGAAGAAGAGAUGUGUAAGGCUGAUGUGUCGAUGGAAAGUCUGAGAAGUGCAGUGGAGAAAGCGGAGAAAGUUAUAAAGGGAGAGAUGAGAGUGAAAGACCUUGGAGUAAUGUUCUACGCGUGCAUCAAAAAGCUAUGUCAUCUUGAUGUGUUUGAACGUGUGAGACAAGACUACAAGAAGGCUUUACCUAAGAUCUUACCCCGGUUGAAGCAGAAACUGGAUAAGCUCACAGUUGCUCGAGCAGAAAAAAAGUUUCUCUUGAAGCAAGUCAUGGAAGACAACACUGCAAAGCAAAGAGAUUCCACUGCACAAGGUCAAGGGGAGAAACAACACACUUUUGUAUCAGAUUUUAUAUAUCCACUGCACAAGGUCCCAAGAUAAAAUAACAUUUUUUUUAAUAAUCUCUUUUGUUUCAGUAUAUGAAACUAUAUAUAUUAGGUUAAUUUCGUUUCGUUUUUUUUGUUUUGUUUUAACUUUUAAUAUAUCUAUGUAGAAAGUUUAUGAAUUUCUAAAAGUUAGAUUUUAACACAAGCAUGUCAAAGGUUUUCAACCAAGAUCACUUCGUACGUACGUACCUCGCUUAAACCUGUAUUUCUUCUAGACAAUCUGCUAACUGUUCCAGCUUGAAAGCUCAACAACGAUGACAAGUAAAUCCGAAUUUUUUUUUUCUUUUCAUUUACACUUUCAGCUUAAUUCCCUGGAGCUGUGAAAACUAUCAAAGUAACUUGUAAUCUGACCAUACAUUACUCUUCAACUAUCUUCUCAAAAAUUUUGUCUAGUAAAAUUCCACAACAUCUAUACUUUUGUUUUCGUUUGUUAUUGUGAUGCAUAGUGACAUGAACAGUUCUUAUUUCAAUUAAUGCAAACUAUAUAUAUAUCUACAUUCUGCAUAUUAUUAUAGUUUUAUCUCAUAUAAUAUGUCCAAAAAAUGUCCAGAACUGUCAUAAGUUGUAUUCAGCCACAAGAUGCCACAUUUUACGAGACAAAUCCAACUUUUCAUUUAAUAAAAAAAUUAUUAAGAAGGGAAUUAUAGGUUAUAUAGUCUUUGCACGGGGGGAAGAAUAAGAAACAACAAAGAAAACAAAGAUUGAGAAGAGAAAGAUGGAGGACGAUUCAGAAGCAAUAGAUAACUUGCGUGAGACCAUCAAGAUGAGUUUAAGUCCGUCGGCAAUGAUAAGUUACGAUUCCUUGGUUCAGGACUUUACGCUCGAUCGAAUCGGAGUGGCCGAAAUGACUACAUCGCUUACACGUUUGCUGGAGAAAGACGAGUUUCUUCAUCAGCGCUUCCUUGAAGCUACCAACGAACUUAAACAAGAACAAGAAGAUGCCAAUGGAGAGACCCAAGAUGUUAAAGUCGACGACGAGAGCGCGAAAGAAGAUCCUCAUGUUCAUGUUGAAUCAAAUCUUGAAGCCGAUCUUGAGAACCCUAAAGAAGAUGUAACUCUGGAGAUCACACCCAGCUACGAGCUCAUCCCCGCGGAAGAACGGUCUCUGGCCGUCGUCUCAGGAACGGUAUUGAACAACGAGUUUCGUCAGGUGAAAGUUGAAACACCACGACCUAAGAAACUAAUUGGCUACAAAAAAGAUGUGGCGGAUUACGAAGAUGUAAGGUAUCAGAACGAUAUGAUGAUAGAGUAUCUAACGAGUGCAGUGGAGCAUUGGGAGAAAGUCAUGAGGAAAGAGAUGAGAAUAGAAGAUGUUGAAGAAAAAUUCUACACUUGCAUCGAAGAGUUAGAUCGUGGAGGUAUGAUCAAGAAGCUGAAACAAAACUACCAAGAGGCUUUACCAGUGAUCUUAUAUCGACUGAAAGAGAAGCUGACUUACCAUAUACUUACUCGGGAAACAAAGAACUCUAGAUGGAAGCAAAUAGAAUCCACUGAAAAAGCUCGCCGCAGAAAGCAAAGGAGAUUAACAAUCUGAUUCAGAUUUUAGACGGCAAGAAAUGUAUAAAGAUUCAGUUUCCUUUCGGUUUAGUUUUCUAGUAUUCUGUUGAUUGUUCUAUAGACACAACACACAAGCAGCUCAAAUCUCUAUCUUACUAUAUGUACGUAUGACAACAUAGUAUAGUAGACUUAUAUUUCUCAGGCAGCAAAAUAUUCGUGUACCAUAGUUAGGUUUUAUGGAUUAAAUAGAUGAUAGAUUGUUGACAAAAAAAAAAAAAAAGAGGAUAGAUCACAUAUGAUUAGAACGCAAGAAAAUUUUGUUUAUGUGACACUGCUAGUUAAUUAUGUCUUUGCACAAGAACAUAUUAUUAAGCGACUAGACUCAGAAGAUCCACUUGUUGAGGUAUACUAGUUCAAUUUCCCACAUGUAUAUCAGUAUGUGUUUGAUGUUUUAUAUAUAACACACUAUUACAAAUAAAUGACUUGAAGUAAUAGUUCUCAAUAAACAUGGCAUGAUGGUCUCGUCAUGCUAAGCAAUAACAACGCCAAAUCAACGGUAUAGCUCGACUCUGAAUCUUCAAUUUAUCUAUUGAUGUUUUCAGUUCGUGUAAUUAUUUGUGAUAAGGCAGCUACAAAUAAUUUUAGAAAUCAAGGUACUCAUAGAUCCAAAAACAUUAAAGAAAGGUGAAUUGGAAAGUCUAUCAAGUGAUCAGGUGACAACCAAAUAAAGCAACUCUAUAACCACACUAUGCAUGACUGCAUGUUAUUGUAAUGCCCAGAACCGUCCACGGCUAAUAGGCCGUCUACGUCCACCUUCUCGGCCCAUGAGUCCCAUUUCGUUCCAACGAUUGGUCCGUUAAUUUUUUCAAAGGCUCGAAAUCAUUGUUUACUGACCCUGCAAUCACCACCUGACAUUUCAUCGUGCUUUGGCCUCACUCACACGGUAUCGCAAAUUAAUUUUCGAUAGGUCACCCAUCCUUUUACUACUCCAAAGAAGCCCAAUCACGCUUAACUCUAGAGUUUUAAAUGGAUGUAUGACAGAAAAAGUAUGUCAACUUUAGUGACAUAUCUUAAGUAUUUCCAUAUUCCAUAAACCGAAAUGUUACAGUUAUCAUUAACCAAAAUGUUAAUCUUUUCAAUUGUACCUAGUACCUACCUAUUCGCAUUGGGUUUUAGGUUUAGUUUGGCUUGUUAUUUAUUUAUUUCUUUUAGAUAUAAAGAUAAAGAUAUAAGAACCGUUGGAUACUAAUAAAAUUCGAUUCAGUUUAUUUUGUUUAUUUCACAUAAUAAUGUCGGAAAUUGGCUAAUAGCGAAAAGAAUUUGGGUCCAACUCGGUUCCGUUGCAUUUUUUGGAUAUAUCAAAUAUUUUUAAAUAAUUCAGAUAAAAGGUCAAACAAUUCAUUUUUUUUUCUGGAUAACUUAUUAAGUAAUUCAGGUUAUUCAAAUAAAAAUAUUGCGCAGUUUGGAUAAUUUCUAAAUUUUCGUAUGAGAAACAUGGAUAUUUUUGUUGUUAGUAAUAUUAAUUGGAUGUCAUCAUCAACAAGGAAGUCGAAAAUUUACUAAAUGUUGGAUUCAUAAGAGAAGGGCGGUACCAGAAUGGUUGGCCAAUGUCCUAGUGGUAUGAAAGAAGACCGGCAAAUAGCAAAAUUUGCAUAGACUUCACUAAUCUUAAUGUUCUAUAGAGUCAAACACUUGCAACAUUCUGGUUCACACUAAACUAAAAAUAACUACUUCCUCAUGUCAAACAUUCAACGUUUUCAAGAAAUCAGCCACAAUCUUGUGUUUGAAGUAGACUUACCAAUCAUGUAUACUUGAUUUCUGUUAAUCUCAUGUUGAAAAUUAUGCGCUGUGUCUAUCCAAAUUGUAAAUUGCAUACCAGAAUAUUGAAGUUAUUAUGGUUUCAUCUUAUCCCACUAAUUAAUGUUACAAAAUUAACAAGAAUAUUUUGAAUAACCGAGAGGUGAUCCAGAGGCCCGACUAGUCCCCCAGACCGGACGCAGCGGUUGUAAUACCGAGAUAUGGUGUAAACUCGCCUAUAGGUGACUUUUGGGUAAAAAACCUAUCCCAUCUUAAGUAUAUAACAAAAAAUUAAAGUCGUUAUCUCUAUCGUAGCUGAAUAUGAAUCAAGUGUGUUUUUGGAAUAAUUUUCAGUAUCCAAUAUUUUGGGACAUUUUUUUAAUUUAGACUUAAAACUUGGCAAAAUUUAGUAAAUCACGUAAAUUAUGAUGUAUAAAAAUGGGCUGCAAAGAGUCAUAUAUAGGAGAUUUUUAUCGGGUAAAAAAACUAUCCCUCUUUUAUAAUAUACUUAUAGAUAUUUGGGGGUGGUGGUGAAUUAGUAAAAGAGGCAGCCACAACAACAAGGCUAGGUCAGCGCGAGAGCAGUAAGGUGAUUCUCUCUGCCUUCUUCGACCGUUUCGAAUGGCGACAAAGAGGAACUUUAAGGCAAUCUCCGUCGCUGCCGCCUCCUCAGCGAUGAAUGGUUGCAAAAGCCGGAAGCUAACGGAGAAGAUCCUGAAGGAAGCAGCAAAAGGAAGUCGAGGAUGAAGAAAACGCCCCCAUGAGCGCCUUCUCCUUCAAGCAACCAUUGUAUGAGUUGGAAGAUGCUAUUGAUGAUGAUGUUGAUGAGAUCCAGAGCCAACUUGAUUACCACGUAAGAUUUUUUCUUCGCAAUCGUUUGUGUUUAUAUGACACUAUAUAUGUAACAUUAACUAGCUGUGGUUAUGUGAUUGACAUUCUUAUUGAUGUUUCCGAUAAAAUUGUUCAAGGAUGAUAUGGAGAAAGAAGAGAAGUUAUUACUAGAUGCCUUCUUUCACAAGGAUGGGGCUUCAAUAGCAAAACGUCUCUCUGAUGCUAUUACUUCUUCGCUUGAAG
Brassica rapa (field mustard) is the source of this 5744-nucleotide messenger RNA. RefSeq lists its product as uncharacterized. Gene Ontology annotation, cellular component: chromatin; histone deacetylase complex. Lineage: Eukaryota; Viridiplantae; Streptophyta; Magnoliopsida; Brassicales; Brassicaceae. Gene Ontology annotation, molecular function: transcription corepressor activity. Gene Ontology annotation, biological process: negative regulation of transcription by RNA polymerase II. The record is from RefSeq and is a predicted model, not a curated record.